AUGGAAUCACUAGACAUAGAGAGUGAGUGUAAACAAAAAAAGUUCGCUCUACCAGUGGAUUCAGAGAAUAAAUCCAUAAACUUUCCACUAUUUUCAGUAGCAAAGCCUCAUAUGCGAGCAUUUCAUCUAUGUUGGAUACAAUUUUUCGCCUGUUUUUUAUCCACAUUUGCAGCACCACCUCUGCUUCCCAUCAUUCGUGACAACCUUAACCUGACAGCAAAUGAUAUUGGUAAUGCAGGGGUUGCAUCAGUUUCCGGUGCAGUAUUCGCACGUGUUGCAAUGGGUGCCGCCUGUGACUUAGUCGGUCCUCGACUAGCCUCUGCAACCCUCACCCUCCUCACUGCACCUGCAGUGUACUUAUCUGCUGUUGCAGACUCAGCAACAGGGUUUUUUCUUAUGCGGUUUUUCACCGGGUUUGCUUUGGCUACUUUUGUGUCAACUCAGUACUGGAUGAGCUCCAUGUUUUCUCCACGAGUUGUGGGUAUGGCUAACGGGCAGGCGGCCGGGUGGGGGAACCUAGGCGGCGGUGUUGCCCAGUUUGUUAUGCCUCUUGUUUACAGCAUUAUACUUAAAACAAGGGCAACACCGUUCUCGGCAUGGAGGAUUGCUUUCUUUAUACCUGCUAUACUCCAAAUGACAUCAGCAUUUGCAGUGAUGCUUUUCGGGCAAGAUUUGCCAGACGGGAAUUUCCACCAGUUGCAGAAGUCUGGUGACAUGUACAAGGAUAGCGCGUCAAAGGUUUUGUACCAUGGAAUGACCAAUUACAGGAGCUGGAUCACUGCUUUGGGUUAUGGGUUCUGUUUCGGGGUGGAGUUAGCAGUAAACAACAUCAUUGCGUACUACUUCUAUGACAGGUUUAAUCUGAACCUUAAUAUUUCAGGAAUUAUUGCGGCUAGUUUUGGGAUGGUGAAUCUAUUCUCUAGGCCUAUAGGUGGUGGGUUAUCAGAUUUCAUGGCUACAAAGUUCGGGAUGAGGGGAAGAUUGUGGAGUUGGUGGAUUGUGCAGACUUUAAGUGGUGUAUUGUGCAUUGCUCUGGGAUUGAUUGAUACAUUAAGUGCGUCGAUUGCAGUGAUGAUUAUCUUCUCUGUGUUUGUUCAAGCGUCUGAAGGACUUACAUUUGGGGUUGUUCCUUUUAUCUCCAGAAGAUCAAUGGGAGUUGUUUCUGGCAUGACAGGAGCUGGUGGAAACGUGGGCGCGCUCAUAACCCAAGUAAUUUUCUUCAGAGGCUCAGAAUACACAACAGAGAAGGGAAUAACAUACAUGGGAAUUAUGAUCAUAGCAUGCAGCCUUGGCAUAACUUCCAUAUAUUUCCCACAAUGGGGAGGUCUCUUCUGCGGCCCUAAAGAAAACUUUACAGAAGAAGAGUACUACUUAAGGGAAUGGGAUUCAAAGGAACAAGAGCAAGGACUCCACGAGGCGAGCAUGAAAUUCGCUGAAGGUAGCAGAAAUGAAAGAAGUAGAAAGACAAAGUCAGUACCAACAGAAGAGAACACACCAGUUCAUGCCUAAUUGCAAUUAAAUAACAGAAGA
Molecule: messenger RNA, 1530 nt
Organism: Spinacia oleracea (spinach)
Lineage: Eukaryota; Viridiplantae; Streptophyta; Magnoliopsida; Caryophyllales; Amaranthaceae
Product: high affinity nitrate transporter 2.5
Exons: 2
Coding region: 1-1509 (502 amino acids)
Biological process (GO): transmembrane transport
Molecular function (GO): nitrate transmembrane transporter activity
Source: RefSeq, a predicted model, not a curated record